AUGAGACUUUCUAUAGCGAAAAAUCUUCACGACAUUUUCGUUCUUAAACGUCAAUCAAAAGUUUGCCAACCUAACAGCCUAGAAGACUUCAUUAACUUGUCUCAAAAUGAAGCCUUAAUUAAAAUUUCAAGAGAGCUCGCAGAACAGUGUUUAGAAGACGAAAUAAGUUUUUCUCCUUGUCUAUCAAUACCAAGCGACGUAAUCAAGCAGUUAAAGUUGCUGCUGUCUCAUCAAGCACUAAAUGUAUUCGCCAAGUUAUUUUUAACAUCACGUGUACGCAUCAUCGUCAUCGUUUUAGUGGAAAUUGGACGUUGA
Clunio marinus is the source of this 315-nucleotide messenger RNA. The record is from the annotation of a GenBank genome assembly. Lineage: Eukaryota; Metazoa; Arthropoda; Insecta; Diptera; Chironomidae.